AUGGCGUCUUCCCUCGCCGCGCAGUUGUCGCAGAUUGCGGCCAACUCCACCAACCAGUUGAACCUCAAGGCACAGAGACUUGCGCAUUCAAAGUCUCUGAUAUUUGACAAGCGGGUCGCCGGGUCGCAGGAUUUUGAUACGAUAUACGAUAUUUGCUAUGACGGUUUCCGAGAAUUAUGUCAGUUGGAUUUCCGGUUCGCGCAGUUUGAGCGCUCGAUCUUCAGCGAGCAAAGCAAGGUCCAAGACCGGACGGAGAUGAAUGUGGAGCAGAACAGAGAGCUGGAUUCUGUAUUAGAGGCUUUUUUGGCGCUUGUCGGUGGGAGACUGCUUUUGAGCCCGGCCGUAAAGGCUGUUGAGUGGCUCAUUAGGCGCUUUCGGGUACACGAGUACAACACCCGCUUUACUAUCCUCACAUUUUUACCAUACUAUUCCACACCCGUAUUCCUGAACCUACUCGCUAUUCUCCCGGACGACCUUCCGUCAGCGCUCAAGGUGCUGAUUCCCUAUAAACGAAGCGCGAUCAAUCCUGUUCGCCAGGCCCUCGUGCAGAACGCCAUCUCUAAUCGAGACCUCAUAACUACUCUCAACAACUAUGUCCUUCAAGUUUGCCGUCAACGGGCCCACCAUCAUGCGCUGUUAGCUUUCUGGGCGGGUAUAAUUACGGAGGGCGUUGCAGGGAUGUUGGAUUCCUCCCGGUCUGGUCGUCGAAAUGUUGAAAAGCAAAAGCACGACGAUAUUAUCCUCCAGAUCCUCCCAGUCCUUAAUGACGGAUUCGCCAUGAAGGACGUUUCCGAACUUGUGAUUGGGUGCUACAUGGUUUGCGUUGUGCUCGCACAGAAGGCUGAACUCCAAGACCGGGUUUUGGACGGGUUGAUGGAGGCUGUCACAGGAUCUUGGACGGAGGAGACUAUGAGUUCCGGACUUAUCUGCGUUGCAGUUCUAGCACAACAGAAGCCUGACCCUAUAUUGCCGAAGCGGGUGUUCAAGGCGAUGCUUCGCAUGAAGGACCCCUUGAAGCAGUUGGCCGAUAUCUCAACAGAGUACAAAACCUCCCAACUGCUUCUUGGUCUAGUUGCUGGCUGCGUUGACAGCUUGUCAACCCAAAAAGAUUCCGCACGGCUGGAACUGCUGUCUUCGAUGUUCAAGAGCCAGCUCUUAAAUGACGCCGACACGGCAAAGGCCAUGACCUUCGUUCUCCAGGCCGCAAGCGCUGUUGGUGGCACGAUUUCUCUGGAUACUCAAACCCAAAUUGCAGAAAUUGUUCAACAUUUCAGCCGGUCUAGCUCAUUGCAGCCGGUCUUCCAGAAGGUGAUCGACGAGUCAUCCAUCGAUCUCAGCGUGAUAGAGUACAACUUGCAGACUGUUAUUGAGUCUGUGCCCGUCAACAAGGCCAUCGAAGACGUCGAAAUGGAGGAUGCAGACAAAACGGAAACAGCAACGGAUGGUUACGACUCAGCCCUCGAGUCCUUAGCAAAAGAGAGCUCAUUCAGCACCUCGUUUCUCACUGCGCAGUCCAUUCCAGUCUUCGAUAAGCUUGUUCAGACUUUCGCAUUGUCUGCUGGCUCCCCGGAGAGGGUCAGCGCUUUCGUCGAGCUGCCAGUUCUAUGCAAAGCUAAUGCCACAACAUCACCCCAGUUUCUUUCCUUUUUUGUCCGAGUUUUCACCGGGAUGUACCCCGCUGGUGUCAAAGCAGCUGCAUUGAAGACAAUCUCUUCGAUUGUCAGCUCCGCCGCGUGGUCCGAUGUUGACGUUCAAGCGCUGCUCCCUUUCAUGCUCAUUGCCUUAGCUGAUCCCUCAGAAAGAGUGCGCUCCGGAGCAGUUGACGCCUUGGCGAACAUUGGAAAAGUCGUCGAUAAAAAGAAGAAGUCUGGUGUGUGGGCUCGCGAUUCUUUAUAUGGCAAGUCAAUGCAUAUUCCCUGGCUGUCCAGCAGCGACUUCCAAAAGAUCUUGGAGCGAGCUGUACUUCCUGAACUAGAAGAAUGCCGGUCUGACGGCGAGCAUAUUGGCCGAGCUCUUGAAAAUGCCUUGCGAGGGGCAGCAUCAGAUUCUGCUUCGGCGAUUAAAAAGCCUCUGCGAUUGGCCUUCUUCACAUAUCUUUGCUCACAUGCCGUUCACCUUCCGCUCUUUGCGCCUAGGGCGGGCCUACUGAACCUGCUCAACCGGGUUGACAAGGCUGGUGGCACGACCCGCACUAAGGAACUAGAGCCGUUAUUGAAGAAAUGGCGAGACAUGAGUGAACAGGAGGUGGCUGAGGUCCACGAAAAGGAGCAAAUCUCUGUAUCCGACUUCGAGGCCCAAGUGUUGAAGACAGUUACGCCGAAGGAAAAGGAUUCGAUCAAUCUGCUCCUUUCCACCGUCACACCUUAUUCACCAUCAUUGAGGGCGUCCUUUGUCUCCUCUGUCUUCAAUCGCAUCAGUGAAAUAUGGGGCAAGGUGCCUGAGGAUCGACAGAUUACUGCUGCUGAGAAGCUCUUUGAGCUCUCGACCCAAGCCUCGGAGUCUCCUCUCGUCGAUAACGCCCGGGAUCUUCUUCGUCGCGUGGAGCUUCCUGGUCCCGUCCUUCUCAAUUACCUCCAGCAGAUUCCCGCUUCUAUCACUGACAUUGAUUCUCUGGGUCCUGCGCCGAAGCGCAGAAGGACGAGUCAGAACAACAUGGUUGCAAUGACCACCAAAGAUGAGGCGAAACUCAGCAAGUUGAUGGACAAGAUGACCUUCAUUUUGGAACUUGUGGACGGCUCCAGCCCGGAAGCCCAUCCAGAGCUCACGGAAUGGUUGUUCCAGACUCUGGCCGCUCUGCACCAUUUCAAGUCUCAGAUCCAGUCCGGCAUGAGCUACCUCCUCAGCUUGACACUUGGCAGUCUCCUGGCCAUUGUCAACCGUUCCAGAGCGAGUAGCAAGCCUCAGUUCGAUACAUCAGUUGUUCGCGCUGACCUGGUCGUUGACUGUGUUCGCACAACGGAAAGCCCUCAGGUUCAGAACACCGCUCUCCUUCUGGUUGCUGGCCUGUCUGUCAUCGCGCCCGAGCUGGUUCUCCACAGUGUGAUGCCAAUUUUCACCUUCAUGGGUUCUAGCGUGCUAAGAAAGGACGACGAUUACUCUGUUUCCGUUAUCGACCAGACUAUCGACCAGGUAGUUCCUGCUCUCAUCCAAUCCCUGCGUCAUCAGAAGCGUGAUGUUGUUUCUGGAACAUCAGAGCUCUUGCUAAGCUUUACUGCCGCCUUUGAGCACAUCCCGUCUCAUCGCCGUCUACGCCUAUUCCAUGCCUUAAUCACGAAGCUCGGAACGGAAGAGUUCUUGUUUGCGGUCCUGGCAAUGCUCGCCAAUCGAUACUCUAUGGACAAAGCGGUUCUAGUCCUAAUGACUGGGCUUGUCUCUGAUGCUGACGCUACGGUCGAACUGUCAACCUACAGUAAAUUCCUCAAUUUGGUGGGCGACUCCCUCAAGUCCAAGCCGGGCAUCUCGCAGGUUCUCCUUGGCAUUGGAAGCGACGAUGGCCGCGAGCCUCACAAGGUUGCUGCGGACCUAUUGCGCGCACUGGCCUAUCUCUUUAAGCAUUCAUCUUUGAAGGUGAAGAUUGCUCGAGCGCUCACCACGGAAACCGAUGACUCUGAGCGGAUCCGCGCUCUUUUCUCCAACAUCCUUGAGCAAGUCCUAGCCAUCGGAGAGUCCAUGCAGAGCGUCAAGCCGGUCCACCAGGCCGCUGGUGAUGUUCUCAGUGGUCUAUUCAGUACCCUCACUACAAUCGACUUCCUCGAUACUAUCGAGGCACUCUUGAAACGUCCCGAUGACGCGCUCCGCCGGAAGGUUCUCAGCUUGCUUGCCACUCGCCUGCAACAGAGCCCUGAGCGCGACGGUGCUUCGCAAACGCGCAUGCUCGACUUCCUGACAGUCCUUGUUGACAUCGUGCAAUCGUCCCCUGACAUUCUGCUCAAACAUGCCGCGGUUACUUGCAUCGACCGCAUCACGGAGAAGUACGGCAAGAAGGAGCCGUCCAUGGUCACUUCUGCCGCGCAGGUUGUCGCCAGCGCCUCUUGCAUCGGCCAAGAGGACGAUCGCAUCCGCAUCAACGGCGUGCUGUGCCUUGCUUCGAUGGUUGAGGUUCUUGGCCAAGCAAUGAUCCCUGCCCUUCCAGAGGUUCUCAACCGGUCUCUCGCUUUGCUCGAGUUGAGUUUGGAAACCAACAAGGUCAAUGCCAGACUCCAUGAUGCAGUCUUCACUCUCUUUUCUGCCCUCUUCGUCCAUCUCCCCUACAUGGUCUCAGCCUCCCACCUCGACCGCCUGCUUGUGCUCUCUUUCAAAUCAGCCGCCUCCGAUGAGGAUCUCGACAAUGAGAACCGCCAAGAAGCGCUGCACUUUAUGGCGCGCAAGGUAGAUAUGGCCGUAGCACUUGCCUCCAUCGAGCGCAACUGGACACAAGCUGUUUCUGCUGGCCCCUCCGCUACGCAUGAGGUUUUGGACGCCAUUAGCCUCAGCAUCGAGAAACAUCCCAAGUCUGCUACGAUGAAGAACCUUUCUGUCCUGACAACAAUUCUCUUCCGGGCAUUCGACCUCCGCCGAGAGCAGACACAGUCUUCUGAAUCGGCGUUCGACGCGUCAGAUCUCGAGGAGAUUGAAGAUCUGAUCAACGAUGUCACGAUCAAAAUGAUCUACAAGCUCAACGACACAGCGUUCCGUCCUAUUUUUAUCAAACUCGUCGAGUGGGCGACCGGGCUUCCAGAGAAGAAUACCCAAGGCGGCUUGGCAAGGUUGACUACCUUCUACCGCUUCCUGCAGGUCUUUUUCGGUACUCUUCAGUCCAUUGUCACCGGCUACGCCAGCUACAUCAUCGAAAGCGUCGUUUCCGUGCUCGAAACAGCCAGCCCCUCAAACCCGAACACCAAAUCCCUUUGGCUUGCAACAAUGCGUAUGCUCCGCAGCGCCUUCGAGCACGACCAGGAUGAAUUCUGGCAAUCCCCCUCACAUAUCACCAAGAUCUCCACACCUCUAAUCUCCCACCUCCGCCACGCCACCUCCACCACAACAGGAGCCCUUGUCGCCACGGAAACAAUCCCCACAAUCACCGAGCUCGCCGUCGCUGCUGACUCAACGGACAAUCAUAAGGAACUAAACACCGUGCUUAUGCGUUUCCUGCGGCCGUCUAGCGCGUCCCUUUCCAGCAGCAGUACCAAGAGGGCCGGUCCUGGUCUUGGCGGCGAUAACCCGCAAACCAGAAUUGCGGCGCUGAAGACCGAACAAGCGCUCACGGAACACCUGGGUGAAGACUGGCUUGCGCUCUUGCCAGAGAUGUUACCGUAUAUCAGCGAGCUGAUGGAGGAUGAGGAUGAGGGCGUUGAACGUGAGGUGAGAAAGUGGGUUAAGCAGAUUGAAGGCGUGUUGGGGGAGAGGUUGGAUGAUAUGUUGACUUAG
Aspergillus nidulans FGSC A4 is the source of this 5406-nucleotide messenger RNA. It is a transcript of the gene utp10, whose product is annotated as snoRNA-binding rRNA-processing protein UTP10. The transcript has 4 exons. The coding region runs from base 1 to 5406 and encodes 1801 amino acids. Gene Ontology annotation, cellular component: membrane; nucleolus. Lineage: Eukaryota; Fungi; Ascomycota; Eurotiomycetes; Eurotiales; Aspergillaceae. The record is from RefSeq and is a predicted model, not a curated record.